UUUUUGCCAAGUCAAACUCUGUGUUUGUAAAUUUGGUAUUUCCAUUUGAGUUCAGUUCAGAUUCACCAUGGAAUCUGGAGAAAGCGCAAAGGUUUCAUCUUUAAGAUGGGGGAUUCUUCGCCGUGCUCUUCUUCAUCGUUCGGCAACUAAACCCACAGAUGAUCGAUCUAAUGCGACCCAUAAACGCAUUUCUAGGAAGUCUGCUAAGGGCUUUAACUUGUUACCUUUCUGCUUCACAAGAAAAUCUCCAGACGGCAAUGAAAGUGGCUCUAGAGAUGUUUGUUUGCGCUUUACAUUACCCGUCACUGGUUCCCCGUCAAUCUGUCUAUAUCAGAGGAUGGAUGAUGAUGUACCAGACCUUCAAGAUUUUGAGAUUUGUAACAAAUACAACAUUGACAACACUGGUCUUGUUUGUCGUUGGCCAUCUGAAGAUGUACUAGCCUAUUAUUGUUUGAAUCAUCCAGACAUAUUCAGGUCCAAAACUGUUAUUGAGCUUGGAUCUGGUUAUGGCCUAGCUGGGUUAGUCAUUGGAGCAAUCAACAAAGCCACAAAAGUAACAAUAACAGAUGGAAACCCUCAAGUUGUUGAUUAUAUUCAGCAUAACAUAAAUGUCAAUUCAGACGUUUUUGGCAGUACUGAAGUCACUUCUAUGCUUCUGCAUUGGAAUGAAUGUGAUACAGUUGAUAUUUCUGGAACCUUUGAUGUCAUUGUUGCAAGUGACUGUACUUUCUUCAAGGAGUUUCACAAAGGCCUUGCACGAACUGUGAAGUCGUUGUUGAGAAGAGACUCUGCAUCAGAAGCUAUAUUCUUUAACCCCAAAAGAGGCGACUCAUUGGAUAAGUUUAUAACAGAAAUAAAAGAAAAUGGAUUGCAGUUCACCUUAACUGAGAACUAUGACCCAGAAGUAUGGAAGCUUCAUCAGGAAUUCGUCGAUGGUACUAACAAUGAAUCAUGGCCCAACUACCAGACAGAUCAUUGCUAUCCGUUAUUGCUCAGAAUCACUCUAUGAAUAGUUUUUUGCUUUUUAUUGUACUGCACCAUUAUUUGUUUAUCUUUUUCCAUAUCGGUUUUGCAAAACCGAUUGGACUAGAUUUGAUUUGGUUUUUGAAAUGUCAUAAUGUUGAGAACCAUUGAUCUUCUUAUCUAUCAUAAAGAAGUAUUAGCUUUGUUUA
Messenger RNA from Impatiens glandulifera, 1172 nucleotides. Its product is annotated as calmodulin-lysine N-methyltransferase. Lineage: Eukaryota; Viridiplantae; Streptophyta; Magnoliopsida; Ericales; Balsaminaceae. Bases 68 to 1009 code for a protein of 313 amino acids. Gene Ontology annotation, molecular function: calmodulin-lysine N-methyltransferase activity. Gene Ontology annotation, cellular component: cytoplasm. The record is from RefSeq and is a predicted model, not a curated record. The transcript has 7 exons.